AGAUAUAGUCCCGUAAUAUAAUUAUCUAUCACGUUUUACUGAUUCAGUUAGCAGUCAGCCUUAGUCGCGCGUUCUCGUUUACGUAACUUCUAACCGGCGUUUAGUGUAAAUAUUUACAAUGCAGCUCUGUAUUAUUUUGAUUGUGACCGGUUGCGCUAUUAUCAAUGCUUCACCUAACAAUAUGCCUAAGUUAAGCGCUAUAAAGUUUCCGGAGCACAUUGACGAUGAUGUACCAGAACCAUGCAGAAAUCUUACCUAUUGCACGAUCCCACCGAAAAAUUAUCCAUUUAAGGAGUUCAAUGAGAUGUUUAAAUUUUAUAAACCCGCCCCACAACCAAAGCUAGUGUUAUCGCCAGUUAAUUUUAAUACUCGAGGAGAAUUUGAUGACGAUUGCGAAACAAAAAUAUCUUAUGACCCCCUGUAUACGGUACGUGAAAAGCGUUCAAAUAAAUGGCGCAAUGUCAUACAGGCGCCUGAACACGAUUAUAUACAGAGUGUUCGCUUGGAGACUUGCCUAAAUACGGAAGCAUCAUGUUUCAGACAUCUAGAGGAAUUACAGGACUCCUACUCAACCUUUUGCGCUCAAAAGUACAAUGUUUGGAAGGUGUUGGUGGAAAGACCGGGACAUGCAACAGAGGAGAUCGAGGCAGUGUUGCCGGUGUGCUGCUCUUGUCACUAUAAAUCGAAGGAUUUAGUGUAGCCUUUAUAGGCAAAAAUAUCAUUGACAAUAAACACUUUGCGUUUUCGAAUGUAAGAGUCUGAGGAAGGAGCAGUUUUCUUUGGAUUGGCAUUGGGAUUGCUAAUUCGACAUCACUGCUAUGUUAUUAUAGUUAUUUUAGUAGUUAUUAAAAAUGAUUCUAUAUAACUUUUGUGAAUAAAUGUCGCUUAGCUUAGUCCUAUUCCCCAUAACUUCCACCCUCUUUCUGCACAACUGUUAAUCGAAUUUGUAUAGGAAUACCACGUGACGAAGUCUCAGCUAAUGACUAUACAAAAUAAAUGAACAUGAAUACGAUAAUGUUAGUUUUUGAUAGCUUGAUUUUCAUACAAUUUGAAUAACAGACAGUGAACGAUCAGUAUGCGGUUCCAAAUACACAAAGCGCUUCUUAAAUAUUCCCUACAAAACUAUCGUCUUAGUAAUUAUUAAUGAUGGAAUUCUACAUAGUCUUUACUAUUAUAUGGUUCUUGCUAAUGGGUGAAACCUUUCGCAAAAUAUUUUGUCUAUAGGCAGGAAAUACCAAUAGCAAAUAAUCAUCAUCAUCUUAUGGGCCUUAGCCUCUUCACACGUCACCAUCGCAAUCUAUCCAGUGCCUCCCGCAACCAAUUGCGAACCCCUAUUGUUUCGAAGUCCUUGACAACUUCAUCCCACCAGCGCAACCUCGGUCUAUCAGUUUUUCUCUUGCCCCCGGUUUGUAAGGACUUUUGGGUUCUGUCGUUCGCCGUUCAGUGCACAUGUGCCACACACUUGAACCUGUUGCACUUUAUUAGACGAUGUUGGCGUCGUCUAGGAUGUUAUUAAGUUCUUCAUUUUUAAUUUUACAUUCCGCAGAUAAAAUUAUAUUUUAUCUAUAAUUAUAAUUAUAUUUUAAAAUUACGUAAUCACCUAGCUGAUUAUGCACCCACGCAAUUAUAUAAGGCAUUUGGUGCUUAAUGUGUUUAGAAAUUGUUAAUUAUAAGGUUCCAACGUAAAUGGAAAAUUAAAACUAGUCAAAUUUGUUUUACAAUAAAUAUUAAAAACUGAUUAUUUAUUUAUUUUAAAUCUAAGUUUGCACCUAGUAGCCAUGAUUUGAGAUGAGACAAUUGCCUAAAAUGGAGAUGAAAUCCAAUCUAAAACACGCCCAUUGGGAGUUCAUAUAAAACUAUCGUUAUUCAUGGAAUGACUAUUCUGUUUUAUUGUUAUAUUAU
Messenger RNA from Pieris brassicae (large cabbage white), 1902 nucleotides. RefSeq lists its product as uncharacterized. The transcript is spliced from 6 exons. The record is from RefSeq and is a predicted model, not a curated record. Lineage: Eukaryota; Metazoa; Arthropoda; Insecta; Lepidoptera; Pieridae. Bases 119 to 700 code for a protein of 193 amino acids.